GUCCAGGCUGCUCCGGGGUUUGUGGCCCGAAAGCCGCCCACUCCUAGCAGUUGUACAGAAGUGGAUUGUGAAUGUAAGCCUUUGAUAACCUCAGCCUAUCAGCAUUAUAGUCCUUGGGAUAGAUAGCAACUCUGCAAGCCUCUUCAGGGGAUGCACCAUGACAUCAGCAGUGAUUGACACUGGAGGCCCUGGCCUGGAGUUCGACAGCAAUGGGAUGAAAAACCACGAGGAAAAUGAGCCAGUCUCUGAAUUCCCAGCUGUGAUUGUGGAGCCAGUUCCUAGUGCCAGACUAGAACAGGGUUAUGCUGCUCAGGUCCUGGUUUAUGAUGACGAGACUUAUCUGAUGCAAGAUGUAGCAGAGGAACAAGAAAUUGAGACUGAAACUGUGGAAACAGAACACAUGCUCGUGAGCUCUGAACUUCCUGAGGAGGACCACUGGCUGUUUGAACUGUCUGAAAAAAUGAAGGCUGUGCUCCUCUGAGAGCCUAGUGACAUCUGAUGGUUCAGGCUGCUACUGUGUUGCAGUGGCUGUCACCCACCCUGUCUGCUUUCUUGUGCUGCUCGUAAUCAUCAAACUUUGAAAAACAUUCCCCUGUGCUAAUUUUGCUGGAACAAAUAGCAGAGAAACAAUAGAACUAAAAUGUUCUAUAUUUUUCCUAGAAUUAGCAUGUUGAUGUGGGGCAGGGAACUGCAACCAAAGGGAGGAAAAACCUGCCUGGGCAGUCUGUACUAAACCCCUUGAGUGGAACAUGGCUGGCUGAUACACAUACCUUGGGGCUGCUUAACUUAGAGAGUUUGAAUUCCUGUUGUCACAUAGGCAAAACACAGCUGGCUGACUCUUCUCACAGUUGCUGAACUUUGUAGUGCAGUAAAUAUGUGCACGUUUCCAUCAGACAGAGUGGGUUAAAGUCCAGUUUCUCCCUAAACAGUGGAUGCAAUUGCUCAUACAUUUUUGGAAUCGGAAUGUUAAUCUCAUGUGGCACUGCAUCAAAAAUCACAUGCAUCAACUUUGUAAGAUACGUAUGAGCGAAUUGUUCAGAUCUUGGAAUGCUUCCAGUUUAAUGAAAUGCGGUUUAAAUUAAAUAUACUAAUUGUAAGUUACAUUAAUGUAAAGGAAAGAUAUGAACUGUGGCUUUUUUAGAAGUUGCUUUUCACUGUGGUGACAAAACUUAUGAAGGUAAGUGGGAGGUGAGG
Messenger RNA from Lagopus leucura (white-tailed ptarmigan), 1194 nucleotides. RefSeq names its product ETS-related transcription factor Elf-2-like. Bases 158 to 481 code for a protein of 107 amino acids. The record is from RefSeq and is a predicted model, not a curated record. The transcript is spliced from 4 exons. Lineage: Eukaryota; Metazoa; Chordata; Aves; Galliformes; Phasianidae.